Molecule: messenger RNA, 4079 nt
Organism: Cricetulus griseus (Chinese hamster)
Lineage: Eukaryota; Metazoa; Chordata; Mammalia; Rodentia; Cricetidae
Source: RefSeq, a predicted model, not a curated record
AACUUUGUACCCUAGGGUCCUGAGGAAAGGAAAAUGCAGAGACCAUUAAGACAGAGUUUCUAGAAACUGCAAGUAUAGCUGCACCCUAGAGCCCAUAAUAAGAAUUCUCCUUUGGGGUCCUCAUUUGUCCUUUGCCUUAUACCAGAACCCAGGCAGAGUAGGGGGUGGUCAGGGUCUCUUCUGUGUACUCACCCUACUGGGUAAGGUGUUGAUUCAUCCAUCCAGGAGGAAGGGCCCAAAGGACAUGCCAGCUGUCAAACAUAGUGCCUGCCUGGAAGUCAGCUGUAGCUACCCAGAUCCCACCAACUUCUGACCAUUCGCCUUUCCCUCAGGUCUGGCGCCAUGCACUAGGGUACCCAGAACGCUGCAAGGCCACACCCUCCUCACUUCAGGGGUCACUGUCCCCACUGCCUACCACCCCACCAUGGCUGGGGAUCGGCUCCCGAGGAAGGUGAUGGAUGCCAAGAAACUGGCCAGCCUGCUGCGUGGCGGGCCUGGGGGACCUUUGGUCAUUGACAGUCGAUCCUUCGUGGAAUACAACAGCUGCCAUGUGCUGAGCUCUGUGAAUAUCUGCUGUUCCAAACUGGUGAAGAGGCGCCUUCAGCAGGGGAAAGUGACCAUUGCUGAGCUCAUCCAGCCAGCUACACGCAGCCAGGUGGAUGCCACAGAACCACAGGAUGUGGUAGUGUAUGACCAGAGCACUCGGGAUGCCAGCGUGCUGGCAGCAGACAGCUUCCUGUCCAUCCUGCUCAGCAAGCUGGACGGCUGCUUCGACAGCGUGGCCAUCCUCACAGGGGGCUUUGCCACCUUCUCCUCCUGCUUCCCAGGCCUCUGUGAGGGAAAACCUGCUACCCUACCAUCCAUGAGCCUCUCUCAGCCCUGCCUGCCUGUGCCCAGUGUGGGCCUGACCCGUAUCCUGCCUCACCUCUACCUGGGCUCUCAGAAAGAUGUCUUAAACAAGGAUCUGAUGACCCAAAAUGGAAUAAGCUAUGUUCUCAAUGCCAGCAACUCCUGCCCUAAACCGGACUUCAUCUGUGAAAGCCGUUUCAUGCGUAUCCCCAUCAAUGACAACUACUGUGAAAAGCUGCUGCCCUGGCUGGACAAGUCCAUUGAGUUUAUUGAUAAAGCCAAGCUGUCCAGCUGCCAAGUCAUUGUUCACUGUCUGGCUGGCAUCUCUCGCUCUGCCACCAUCGCCAUCGCCUACAUCAUGAAAACCAUGGGCAUGUCCUCUGACGACGCAUACAGGUUUGUGAAGGAUCGGCGCCCCUCCAUCUCGCCCAACUUCAACUUCCUGGGCCAGUUGCUCGAGUAUGAGAGGAGUCUGAAGCUGCUGGCUGCCCUGCAGAGUGAUGGACCUCACUUGGGGACCCCUGAGCCCCUCCUGGGCCCGGCAGCAAGCAUCCCACUGCCCCGGCUGCCACCAUCUACCUCAGAGAGCGCUGCCACUGGGAGCGAAGCUGGAGGGGAUGCUCUAAUCCCCAGCACAGCUCCAGCCACCAGCGCACUGCAGCAGGGUUUACGUGGCCUGCACCUCUCCUCCGACCGCCUCCAGGACACCAACCGCCUGAAGCGCUCCUUCUCCCUGGACAUCAAGUCGGCUUAUGCACCCAGCAGGAGGCCUGACUUUCCCGGCCGUGGAGGUCAUCGAAGUAUCGUGACCCUUCAGGAGUCCCUGAGCCCCCGCUCCAGCCAGGCCAGGUAUAAUAUAUAUUAUAUAUAACACACAGAAAGGUAAAUGGUUUUACUGCAUUUUUAUCAAGAAGUAAAUAUUUCGAUUUUUUUAUUUAUUUAAGAUAGUGAUCUGGCAACUGUGCGGGGCGGUCCUCAAGCUCUGUUUUUACUGUCUGGUAUUUAAACUGAAACAGGUUUCUAAGCAAUAUGAGGCCACCUUCAACCCCAAGCUGGGUUGACAGGCCCGGGCCCCUCUUCGCCCCUCCCCUCUGGAAAUAUUACUGACCUUGCAAAGAGCUGCCCAGCUUUCCUGCACUUUUUACAUAAGAAGGGGGGAGGGGAGGGAGGAAAAAAAAACCCUUAUUUGCCACAAACUGAGCCGCAGAUCCUUUGCCCUUUCCUUUCCUUCCUCUCCUGGUCUCUCCUCUCCCGUCUCUCAUGUCUGGGCUCUGUAGCAAAGCCAUAGGUAGGGGAGAGGGAGACCCUAGUGUCCCUGAAGAAGGCCCCACCAGCAGCCCCACCCCACCUCAAGUCUUAGUGGCAUAGGGGUACCCUCUCUGCUGGUCCAUCACCCCAGGGCUGUUCCUUGGCAGGUGUUGGUGGGCACUGGGCCCCAUGGACCAGAGUUUUCAGGGAGACUUGAACAAGGAGGUGGGUUCCUGGAAGCCAGAUGAGGUAGCCCCCAAGGCAAGGAUGGAGUAGACGAAAGAGCUCACACUCCUGCGAGAGUGAGGUCCAGUUCCUCAAAGGGGCCCAGGAGGCCAUUCGGAGGAUUCUCUCUUUCCUUUGCAGGUGCUGUUGCCCCGUGGGAAGCCCAAGAGACUCCCCAGCAUGGACUGGGGAAGUGUCCAAUGCUGGUGGGGGGAGCUAGGCUAGCUAGGGCUGGCAGGGGCUAGCUCUGCUGGUCAGAGGGGAGCUCUGAGUCCAGUAUAAAUGGGAGUAGAUCCAAGCUUUCAUUCUGGGCUCUUCCUGCCCCUGGCAGGACUUGGAAUUCAGGUGCACCUCCAGGUCGAGUGGCCUCUGGAUCAAGGCUCCUUACAAAUGGAGUAAAGCACCUACCAAGCCCUUGGGCUUCCAGGAAGUGGGAAUCCUCAGCUUUGAGAGAACUAUCAUCUCCAAGCAGAGAGAGACCCCAUCUAGGGACAGAGAUACUGGGGAAGUCCUCAGUGACUGCCCCAUCCCCACAGGGGCUUCUCAGAAGAGAGUCCCUUUGUGUGCUCCCUUCCCAGGGUACUUCCCAGUGUUUUCAAGAUGAUAUGCUAGCCUCCACCCAAGGUGGCUUUUUUUUUUUUUUUUUUGAACUUGGCUCAGAGCCAAUCUAGGAGCAAGGACAGGAGAAAAGUACUAGCCAUCCUUGCUGAAUAUCCUCUUGGACCAUUUGGGACCCAAAGUUUUUAGGAAGAAUAGGGCUCCUUGCCCUCAGAUGUCUAGGAGUGAACUGUCCUCUUAGAAAGAAGCCAGGGGCUUGGUACCAGGCAGCUGGGGUAGGACAGAGUCCUGGAGAAGACCUAAGGAAGCACCUUUCUGCCCCACCUCCCUUGCUGUGUCCUUCUGUUUGUUCUUCUUUUGACCUACUGCCCUGUGUUUCUGUCAUCCUCCUUCUUAAGCAAAAGUCCUGUUCCAGUUCUCUUGACCCCACCCAUCCUGAUCCCUGAGAAAAUAAGCUAUUGUUGUAUUUGCAAUCUAUGGAUUAGAGGUUUAAGUAUUUAUUAUUAUUAUUGGUUAAUUAUUAUUAUUAUUAUUAUUAAUUAUGUAAAUUUGCCUCCUGUCUGUCAUUGGAUUUCUAAGGUGACCCUGGGUGUGGAGGAUGCACUGGCUUCCCCUUCCUUGCCCCCACCCAGCUGCUGUCCAGGAGACAGUAGUAUGUGGCCACCAUUUGGACCCUAAAGAUCCCCCUUGGGUCUGGUCCCUCACCUCUCUUGGUGGAGGUAUGGCAUCUAUCCUGGACACAUGGGGCCCAUUAACCUCAGUCUGUCUCUGUUCUCACUCACUCAUGACCUUGGUCAUCUCAAAAGUGAGAAGACAAGAUGGAGGAGAAGGUCCCAGCUGCCUGCUCCUGUGCAGGGUAGGGAGAGAUGGAGCACAGGCCUUCCCUGGUGGCUUUUCACCUACUGUCCCAGGUGUGGAGGGUAUAGGGUCCUCUCUGAGCCUCUCACUCUCUCACUCCUCCUACUGGUCACUGCCUGGCACUGGAAUGACCCAGAAUGCGCCUGGCCCCCUCCUGUUGUUUUCUGGAAAGUCCAGUAUAGGAGAGGAGGCUGGUCCCUUGCCCAAGGCUUCUGGUCCCGGAGGACCAGGAUGCCAGCUUCCUCCUUGGGACCUUGCCCCACGAGGCCGCACUUUCCCAUCCCUCCUUUUGUAUUUGAAACAAUGUGUUGUAAUAAAUCAUGAGAACGAUGUUUUCCCCA